AUGGAGCCCGACCUUGAAGGUACUGCGGAAGCCCCUCGCGCGAAAGCAGCAGUGCGUAUUUCUCAACAACAUGAUAAUACUGCCGAUGAUAUUGAGCGCGAGGCUGUGAAAAGCUCGCAAUCUCUUCAGUUCGAGGGUAUUCGUCGUCGCAAUACUGAUCAGUAUGCUGAUGCUGUAAGAGAGAGCACAACAUCCUCAGCUGACACGGAGAGAACCUUGUCCCAAGAGAAAUUAAGGAAAAGUAAGGAUACGCCUAGCCACGAUGAGUUAAUGGAGAAUUUGAAGAAAGACUACAUCUGGGAGGAUUUCGAAACUGGUAUUCCAAAGCUUGCUCGUUUUCAAGGAACCCACAAAGACUUCGCGAUCUUCCGUGCAUUCCACGAAAACCAUAUUCGUAUUUUGAUUCAUAAAGAGAUUGAGCUUACAGAUAUUGCACGAAAACUUCGGAAAAGGGACGAUAAGGACCUUGCAGCAUUGAACACACCGGCGUUCUAUAGAUUGAAGGGACACUUACAUGAACAAGAGAGGGAAGAAGUUGUAUCUGACGAUAAUGAGAGCCAGUAUCGUUCAUGGACCAAAGAUACACUCAUGUCUCUAUUGGAAACUAAACAAAAGCAAUAUGAUGAGGUAUUGCUGGCAUAUGCCAAAAUUAACGCUCUUCACCGCCCCCCAAAAAGAUGUUAUGAUUCGGUUUUCCAUUGGAUAUUGAAUAUCCGGCCCCUCGGCGUUAGUCGUCUCAAUGGCAAUGAGGCAGAGGAAUUCAUGUAUCAUCAUAAUGACUUCAUCUCUUUAAACAACAGAGAGAGAGACAACCCUUUCAAAGAAGUGCUUGGCAGCCAUCUUUUCAAGUAUCCUGGGUCGCCUCUAAAGCAAUUUCUCAAGACAAAAGGCGAUGAACAAACAUCAUAUUACGAUGAAGAAUUGCAGUCGGGCUUGGCCUAG
Molecule: messenger RNA, 942 nt
Organism: Botrytis deweyae
Lineage: Eukaryota; Fungi; Ascomycota; Leotiomycetes; Helotiales; Sclerotiniaceae
Exons: 4
Coding region: 1-942 (313 amino acids)
Source: RefSeq, a predicted model, not a curated record